GACGUGCCCACCGUUGUAGCCUGUCUCGUCGUCUGACGCGUUCGCGGAGGAUCACCGGCGGCUCCGGCCGGCCGCCGCGUAUCAGUCUACAAAAGGCCUACUCAUACACACCCGACCUGAGCUGUAUGGCGGUUGACACGAUGGAAUCGGUUGCCGUCGUGGCCGUGCCGUUCCCGGCGCAGGGCCAUCUGAACCAGCUGCUCCACCUGUCGCUGCUGCUGGCGUCGCGGGGGCUGUCCGUGCACUACGCGGCGCCCCCGCCGCACGUCCGCCAGGCGCGCGCGCGCGUGCACGGCUGGGACCCCAGGGCGCUCGGCUCCAUCCACUUCCACGACCUCGACGUGCCGGCGUACGACUCCCCCGCGCCGGACCUGGCCGCGCCGUCGCCGUUCCCGAACCACCUCAUGCCCAUGUUCGAGGCCUUCGCCGCCGCGGCGCGCGCCCCGCUCGCGGCCCUCCUCCAGCGCCUGUCCACCAGCUACCGCCGCGUGGCCGUCGUCUUCGACCGCCUCAACCCCUUCGCCGCCACGGAGGCGGCGCGGCUGGCCAACGCCGACGCGUUCGGCCUGCAGUGCGUCGCCAUCUCGUACACCGUCGGGUGGCUGGACCCGGGGCACCGCCUCCUCAGCGACUACGGCCUCCAGUUCCUGCCCCCCGACGACUGCAUGUCCAGGGAGUUCGUCGACCUGGUCUUCCGGAUGGAGGAGGAGGAGCAGGGCGCGCCCGUCGCCGGCUUGGUCAUGAACACGUGCCGCGCGCUGGAGGGCGAGUUCCUCGACGCCGUCGCCGCGCAGCCGCCGUUCCAAGGCCAGAGGUUCUUCGCGGUCGGCCCGCUGAACCCGCUCCUGCUCGAUGCGGACGCCCGGACGGCGCCGCGGCACGAGUGCCUGGAGUGGCUCGACAGGCAGCCGCCGGAGUCGGUGCUCUACGUCUCGUUCGGCACGACUUCGUGCCUCCACGCCGACCAAGUCGCCGAGCUCGCCGCGGCGCUCAAGGGCAGCAAGCAGCGUUUCGUCUGGGUGCUGCGCGACGCCGACCGCGCCGACAUAUACGCCGAGUCCGGCGACAGCCGGCACGCCAAGUUCCUGUCCGAGUUCACCAGGGAGACCGAGGGCACGGGGCUGGUCGUCACCGGGUGGGCGCCGCAGCUGGAGAUCCUGGCGCACGGCGCCACGGCGGCCUUCAUGAGCCACUGCGGCUGGAACUCGAUCAUCGAGAGCCUGAGCCACGGGAAGCCGGUACUUGCCUGGCCCAUGCACUCCGACCAGCCGUGGGACUCGGAGCUUCUGUGCAACUACUUCAAGGCAGGGCUCCUGGUCAGGCCCUGGGAGAAACACGCUGAAAUCAUACCGGCGCAGGCCAUCCAAAAGGUGAUCGAGGAGGCAAUGCUAUCCGACAGCGGGAUGGCGGUGCGGCAGCGGGCCAAGGAGCUCGGGGAGGCGGUUCGCGCCUCCGUGGCUGACGGCGGGAACUCGCGUAAGGAUCUCGACGAUUUCAUUGGUUACAUCACAAGGUGAAAGUAUGACGACGACGCAUCACGCAUGCAUGGGGGAUACAAUACAAAAACUUUUUGUGCUUUCAGCGGUUAAUCGGAGAACUUUGAAUCGUUCACUGC
Molecule: messenger RNA, 1615 nt
Organism: Zea mays
Lineage: Eukaryota; Viridiplantae; Streptophyta; Magnoliopsida; Poales; Poaceae
Product: cis-zeatin O-glucosyltransferase 2
Exons: 1
Coding region: 126-1517 (463 amino acids)
Molecular function (GO): UDP-glycosyltransferase activity
Source: RefSeq, marked provisional